GACGGUACUGCGCCUGCGCUCACUUUUGUUGACGUGCGCGCGUGCUGCCGGCGACUCUGGGCGUGGGGGGGUCCCCUCGCGCUUGGCCAUGUCUCAUGGGCACAGCCACGGCGGGGGCAGCUGUUGCCAUGGUGACGACCACGAGGAGCCUCCUGAGCGGCGAGGCCAGGCCUGGGGCCUUUACCUGCGCAUCGACCGCGAACGCCUGGAGUGCCUCAACGAGCGAAGGGAAGGCAGCGGGGCGCUCGUGUUCCGCGCCUGGGAAGACCGUGGCGAUAAGCAGAAGUUUGUAGAAAGUGAUGAUGAUGAAGAACUCUUAUUUAAUAUUCCAUUUACAGGCAAUGUGAAAUUAAAAGGAGUAAUUGUGAUGGGAGAGGAUGACAAUACACACCCCUCAGAAAUGAGACUGUUUAAGAAUAUUCCCCAUAUGUCCUUUGAUGAUGCUGCCCGAGAACCAGAUCAGAUCUUCAGCCUGAAUCGUGACGUUUUAGGAGAACUGGAAUACCCUACAAAAAUUGCUCGCUUCUCAAAUGUUUAUCAUCUCUCCAUCCACUUCUCCAAGAACUUUGGUGCUGAGACAACAAAAAUCUUUUACAUAGGCCUAAGGGGAGAAUGGACAGAACCUCAUCGACACGAAGUUACCAUCUGUAACUAUGAAGCAGCAGCAAACCCGGCAGAUCACAAACUCGAUCAGAUCACGCCACAGACACACUUCAUUUCCUAACUGGGAAGGCUUGUGCAACGACAGAACACGGGCUAGACUUACGAAGAUGAUGAACAGUUGAAACUAAAAAGGAUGGUGUCUGUUACUCUUUUUGGAAUGUAUGCAUGUGGUUUUGGAAGCAGUUGGUAUCAAAUGCUUGGCAGAUAGGUACAGAAUUACACUGUUGAUAAGAUCAAUUGUAAAAGUUGACCUUAAAAUCAUUAACUCUUCCUGGACUUCACCAUGACUGUCUUGGCAAUAUCUUCUUGGCCCAGAAUGUGUUUUAAGAUGGUGAUUUUUUUGUUUAGUUGCUGCUACUUUUCUUGCUGGCAUGAAUAAGGGGUGAGACUAUUGGGUGGUGGCACAAUAUCUAGGACUUCCUUCUGGCUUUUGAAUAUAGUUUUGAUAUACGAAAAUGAAAUGUUCCUGGUGGGAUCUUGGCUAAUUUCCAGAGUAUGUGAUUUCUCCAGCAUAAUAGUGACUGGGCUGUGCACCAAAGUGCUAUAGGCAUUGCCAUAAGCAUAAUUCAGUAGCUAUUUUGCUGAUGUAUAACAAUGCUAGUUGUCAGUUUAAAACCUAGAGAAUAAAAAGAUCUAUGAAUUUAUCUUGUCUAAAAUGCAACUUUUUGUAAAUAAACAUGGCAAAGAAUUCCUUGAUUACUUUUUAAAAAAUAUAUGUAUAUAUAUUUA
Ahaetulla prasina is the source of this 1392-nucleotide messenger RNA. RefSeq names its product PITH domain containing 1 (gene PITHD1). The transcript has 6 exons. Gene Ontology annotation, cellular component: nucleus. Bases 89 to 724 code for a protein of 211 amino acids. The record is from RefSeq and is a predicted model, not a curated record. NCBI's taxonomy places the organism in Eukaryota, Metazoa, Chordata, Lepidosauria, Squamata, Colubridae.